UGUGCCUUCCGGCGCUCCGCCUUCCCGCGACGCUGCUCCGGGUUUGCGCUUCUGGACCCGAGCAGCAGAGGUCCUCCGGCCGGUGACUGGGUCCGAGAUGGCGUCGGAGUCAGGGGACAGCGGGACCGCCUGCACUCUGGAGUUCGCGGUGCAGAUGACCUGUCAGAGCUGCGUGGACGCGGUGCGCACGUCCCUGCAAGGGGUGGCAGGUGUCCAGAGUGUGGAGGUGCAGUUGGAGAACCAGAUGGUUGUGGUGCAGACCACACUGCCCAGCCAGGAGGUGCAGGCCAUCCUUGAAGGCACGGGGCGGCAGGCAGUACUCAAGGGCAUGGGCAGUGGCAUAUUGGAGAAUCUGGGGGCAGCAGUGGCCAUUCUCGGGGGGCCUGGCCCUGUGCAGGGGGUGGUGCGCUUCCUACAGCUGACCCCAGAGCGCUGCCUCAUCGAGGGGACCAUUGACGGCCUGGAGCCUGGGCCGCACGGGCUCCACGUCCACCAGUUCGGGGACCUCACAAGGAACUGCAACAGCUGUGGGGACCACUUUAACCCUGAUGGAACGUCUCACGGGGGCCCCCAGGACUCUGAGCGGCACCGUGGAGACCUGGGGAAUGUCCACGCUGACGCUGAGGGCCGAGCCGUCUUCAGGAUAGAGGAUGAGCAGCUGAAGGUGUGGGAUGUGAUUGGCCGAAGCCUGGUCAUCGAUGAGGGCGAAGACGACCUGGGCCAGGGCGGCCAUCCCUUAUCCAAGAUCACGGGGAACUCAGGAGAGAGGUUGGCCUGUGGCAUCAUCGCACGCUCCGCUGGCCUUUUCCAGAACCCCAAGCAGCUCUGCACCUGCGACGGCCUCACCAUCUGGGAGGAGCGAGGCCGGCCCAUCGCUGGCAAGGGACGAAAGGAGCCGGCCCAGCCCGCUGCCCACCUCUGAGCACAGCCUCAGCCUCGGGUCUGUUUCUGUCCUCCCAGCUGAGCACCGUCCACUUCCAGAGGGAGCAGAGGGAGGCCCUCCUUGGCCCCGUCCUGGGAGAAAUAGGGUAAGGGGUGUAUAGGGGCUGCUGUGACGUUCCCUUGACAAAUUAAAGUUUUAUUUUCAUAUGGAA
Molecule: messenger RNA, 1094 nt
Organism: Equus quagga
Lineage: Eukaryota; Metazoa; Chordata; Mammalia; Perissodactyla; Equidae
Gene: CCS
Product: copper chaperone for superoxide dismutase
Exons: 8
Coding region: 98-922 (274 amino acids)
Biological process (GO): removal of superoxide radicals
Molecular function (GO): copper ion binding
Source: RefSeq, a predicted model, not a curated record